Molecule: messenger RNA, 2523 nt
Organism: Pristis pectinata (smalltooth sawfish)
Lineage: Eukaryota; Metazoa; Chordata; Chondrichthyes; Rhinopristiformes; Pristidae
Gene: b4galt2
Product: UDP-Gal:betaGlcNAc beta 1,4- galactosyltransferase, polypeptide 2
Exons: 7
Coding region: 681-1796 (371 amino acids)
Biological process (GO): carbohydrate metabolic process
Molecular function (GO): glycosyltransferase activity
Source: RefSeq, a predicted model, not a curated record
AUGGAGAAGGCUUUAAAUGACUUAAAGUUGGACUCGAGUAAGAGGAAGAGUUAAUUGGAAUUAAUUAUUUCCAUAACCUUCCCUAAACCCAACCCACUACCCCACCCACGCAAUGCACCCCCUGGUGGCAGGUUUGAGUUUGAUCCUUGCAGGAUUCCGUACGCUUCUUUCGGCCAGUUAUCUAUCAGCUUCAAGGCGAACGAUAACAUUGUAGCCGGCGCUGGGAGCCAGCCCCGGGUUCCGCUCCGCUCCGCGCAGAUACAGUCUCCCCCACCUCCAGCCGGACAGCUCCUCGCUGCUUCCCCUUCCCAAGCCGCCACCUCGAAUUCAUAAAAUGUUGCGGCGGAUUAUUGCAAAGAUUGUUGUUGCAUGGAAUGUGUGAGAAUGCAUUUUCAUGCUUUUGUUCCUCCCCACUCUCGUUUCUAAAGGCUUUGUGUCUUCUGUCUGAGUGCCUUCGUCUGGCGGCCAAUGAUUGCACUGGGUGUUUUUUUCAUGCUGCAAUUUCUAUCUAGUUCAUCUUGAUCAAUGAAGAGGUGAAAACAAAGACUGAAGAUUUAUUUCUUGUAGGACAUGUAUCGGUGCUACAUUUUACAGUGGGAAAACAGGUAGUACUUGGAAUGUGACAGGAUCCUUGGAAGACAAGCUAAUGUACUGCUCCACUUACCUGCUGUGUACAGAAAAUGACCAGACUGAUGUUAGGGAAGACUUUGGAAAGAAUAUGCAAAGCAGUGCUCUUGCUGUGUCUAGUGCACUUUCUUAUAAUGAUGAUCUUCUACUUGGAUGUCUACACCCAAAGGUUCGACAUAUUCAGCCGCUUUAACAAUAGGAAUUAUUCCAAGAUGCAUCAGUACUUUAAUAUCUCAAAGCCCAAUGGAACCUCACUGACCAUUCUGGGGGACGAAGAUCAUUUUGUGUCAAGCAGGAAGUUGGAAAGUAAUCUUACAGUCACAAAGAAGCCUUUACCAUUAUGCCCUGAUGUCCCACAGGGGUUAGUUGGAAGACUGUUGAUAGAAUUCAGCUCCCUGAUGACAAUGGAGAAAGUUCAACGAGAGAACCCAGAUGUACAAGAGGGAGGCAAAUACACGCCUUCUGACUGUAUAGCUAAGCAAAGAGUUGCCAUCAUAAUUCCAUUCAGACACAGGGAACAUCACUUGAAGUUCUGGCUCCAUUACUUGCAUCCCAUUCUCCGCAGGCAGAAGAUCAACUACGGCAUUUAUAUCAUUAACCAGCAAGGUGAAGGCAUGUUCAACCGAGCAAAGUUACUGAACAUUGGCUACGUGGAGGUACUGAAGGAUGGAGAGUAUGACUGCUUUGUAUUCAGUGAUGUGGAUUUGAUCCCUAUGGAUGACAGAAAUCUCUACCAUUGUUAUGACCAGCCACGUCACUUUGCAAUUGCCAUGGACAAAUUUGGAUUCAGGCUCCCAUACAAUGGCUACUUUGGUGGUGUCUCAGGACUGAGCAAGGAGCAGUUUUUAAAAAUAAAUGGCUUCCCAAAUGAAUACUGGGGCUGGGGCGGUGAAGAUGAUGAUAUUUAUAACAGAAUAACACUGAAAGGUAUGAAAGUAUCCCGACCAGACUCCAAGAUUGGAAAAUACCGAAUGAUAAAGCAUGAACGCGACAAGCACAAUGAGCCCAACCCCCAGAGGUUUACAAAAAUCCAGAACACAAAGUUAACCAUGAAGCAAGAUGGGAUCAACUCCUUGAAAUACAAACUGGUGAAUAUAACCAAGUACCCGAUGUACACAAAUAUCACAGUGGACAUUGGCACUCCGCCACCUCGGGUUUCAAGGGGAUAGCAGGUUACACUGCUCUCAGCAAAGACAGUUUUCCUGGUAUUCCUUGCCUCAUUAUAGACAGUCUUUCUGUCUGUCAUUCUCUGUCUUUCCCUUUCUGUCUCUCCAAAGAAUUACGGUGAAUAAAACAUAAAAUAAAAAAAAACUAACAAAGCAUGUGGAAGUGAGAGGAAAGAAAAAAAACCCUCUUGCUCUAUAAGAUUGCUGAAAUGCUGCCUUCUGGAAUUGAGAGAUGUAAACCAGACAGGACCAGGUUGUACUGAUCUGGGAGGAUUUAUUCUUUUUAAGCUCUUUUAUUUGUGUGAAAUCAAGUGGAAAAUGAAGUUCUGUACAAUCUCUUUAGUACUGUUAACAAAAUCCUUGGCCUCUUUGAAGGUGGCUUCCUCUAACAAAAAAACCUUGCUCUGUUUGAAUCUGGCUCACUGGAGUAUCAUUGCCACAAAAUCUUGGGGCAGAUUCUUUUAGUUGCCGGCGAGACCUUACAUUACAAGAAAAUGUGCCUGCAAGGUCAUUAUGGGUCACAGCUAUUUUAACUCUUUGAGUGCUGAAUAUUCUUUGCAGCUUUCAGAAUCACUGUAUGCUCAUGUUUUCUACCAUAUAACAUAAGGGGUUUCUUGUAAAUUUCUAAUAUUGAAUGUUAUAAAGUUAUUAAAAAAAUGAAAUCAUUAAAGGAAAACACAAGAAAAAUCUCUGGAUUUACAGAAUUUGAUAAAUAAAUAGAAAGAAACUG